GAGACAAGAAGGUGGGCGUGGGGGUGGGAACACUCAGGAAUGAUGCUGCUGGAGGAAGCCAGCAAAGCAGCGAGCAAAGGAAACCGAAGGAGAAAAACCGAAGAACAACUGAAGAAGAAAGCGUUUUAGUAAGUAGAUUGCGGGGAGCAGGCGGUCUGCAGACCGCAGGGCUGCUUUCUCUGCUAUCAAAUUAUCAGCAAAAUAGAGUAGUAAAUGGUAAUGACGACAGUUGCAGCAGUUGGAGGGCGUCGAGCGAUGGUGCAGAGGUCUCUGUCUCUCAAGACAGCGCCCACCGCCUCUACGCUCCUUCACCAAAUGAUAGCUUCCAACUCCCCAAAAGACGUUGCAAAGGUGGUGCUUAAGAAGGGCAAGACUCAACUCUUUCGUGAUGGUUGUCCAAUGGUUUACAGUGGUGCAGUUGAUCGAAUUAUUGGCAGGCCACCGCCCAAGACUGGGGACGUUGUCCUAGUCGCGGAUGGCACCGAGAAACCAAUUGGUUGGGGCUUCUAUAAUUCAGCUUCCAUGUUCUGUGUUCGCCUCAUGCAACUCGAGGAAGAAGCCUCCAGAGACCCUGGUUGUGCAUUGAACGUGGAGAAACUACUUGACACGAGAAUUUGUGCUGCUGUUGAACUGCGAAAGAGCUUAGGUCUUCCAUCAGCUCAUACAAAUGCAUACCGUCUCAUCAACAGUGAAGGAGAUAGAUUGUCGGGCCUUAUCAUUGAUGUUUUUGGAGAUUUAGCUGUUAUAGCGUCAUCCGCUGCUUGGGUUGAGAAGUACAAGCACUAUAUACAAGCUUGCAUCAUUAGAUCAACUAAGAUCAACCACAUAAGCUGGAGACCAUCCCUUGAGUAUUUGAAGGAAGAGGGGUUGAGUUUAUCUGAUUUGACAGAAGGUGGUUUAUCUGCACCUCCUGAGAGGAUUGAGGUUUUGGAGAAUGGCAUAUCUUAUUUAAUCUCCUUGAAUGGACAGAAGACCGGUUUCUAUGCUGAUCAGCGUGAAAACCGUCAAUUUUUAUCAACAAUCUCAGAGGGCCAACAAGUUCUUGACAUUUGUUGCUAUACUGGAGGUUUUGCUCUGAAUGCAGCAGCUGGUGGUGCUCUGAAUGUUACUGGGGUUGACACAUCCUUGCCUGCAUUGGAACUUGCAAAGAAAAACAUAAUUCUAAAUGACAUGAAUCCUGCAAGAAUAUCAUUUCUGAAGCAAGAUGCAACAGAAUUUAUGAAGGAUGCUUUAUCUAGAAAUGAUUCAUGGGAUAUAGUUAUCUUGGAUCCACCUAAGUUGGCACCUCGUAGAAAGGUUCUUCAUAGUGCAUCUGGCAUGUAUAGAAAUUUGAACUCCUUGGCUAUGAGAUUAACGAAAGAGAAUGGUCUUCUUAUGACUUGUUCAUGUUCUGGAGCAAUGACUCAGAGUGGGAUGUUUCUGCGUGUUCUCCAGGGUGCUGCAGCCAUGGCUGGAAGGAAAAUCACUGUUCUACGGCAGGCAGGAGCAGCUUCUGACCAUCCCAUUGACCCGUCCUAUCCAGAGGGGGCAUACCUCUCUAACAUCUUGCUGAGAGUGGAGUGAGUGAUGAAAGUCAGAUUAUGGAGCUGCAUAUCAUGAAUAUGCCGUUUUGCAAAAGGCUGGAUGGUAAUUGAAGGUAAGUUCUUUGGGAGGCCAGAAUGGAGAGGGCAUAGUAGUUAAUCUGAUGCUACUCAACCAAACACAAAAUCCUUCUUGGAUUGUUUUAC
This is a messenger RNA of Coffea eugenioides, 1727 nucleotides long. RefSeq names its product ribosomal RNA large subunit methyltransferase I. Lineage: Eukaryota; Viridiplantae; Streptophyta; Magnoliopsida; Gentianales; Rubiaceae. The transcript has 8 exons. The coding region runs from base 214 to 1563 and encodes 449 amino acids. Gene Ontology annotation, molecular function: RNA binding; methyltransferase activity. The record is from RefSeq and is a predicted model, not a curated record.